AUGACAAUGUCGGCGCUAUUGAAGCAAACGAAGAAAUGUUGCGUAAAGAUGAUCAGAAAGUUUUCCUUCAACCCGAACGGCGGUUCGUCAUCGUCCCCGCCCGGGGUCGGAUCCCGUGGCUUGGGAGGAAGCGGUAGCAUGGCCGGCGGUGGUGGAGGACGCUCGAUUUCGCUAAACAAUCGAGCCACCGCUAAGUACGUGCUGCACAAAAAUUGUACGCCCACCCGUUGCAAGGUUCAACCGACCAGUCCGGAACGGAACGGUGCAGCCGGUUGGACCGCCACCGGUACGGACGAGGAGGACUCCUCCCCUCGGGGGGUGCGACGGCGGUUAGACCUGUCACCGAAACCGGAACUGCCCGAUAUUCCGCCGACGCAAAAUAACUACAGCGUCAGUCGGGAUGGGAAAAAUCUACCUAAGAAGCGUACAAACAUCUGCAGCAACAAGAACGUGAACUUGAGAAAGUGUUUUCGAAUGAGGAAGGGUUUCAAGGAGGAACUGAGCAGCGAGGAGGUAAACAAUAGCAACAGUGUAGUGUCAUCGAAACUCGAUAAGAUCAGCAAAACGUUGUACAAUGUGGCCGGCGGCAGUGGCGUGGAGAAUGGCGAAAACCGGCUGUUCGGUGGUGUUAAUGCUAAUAAUCUUGUCUCGCAAACAAGCGAGAAGAGCAAGAUAUCCAAACCCUUGUUCCUAAGUGGGAAACAUAAGAAAUACAAUCAGAUUGAAACGCAGUUCGGUGCCGACGACGGGGUGGACUUCGAAGACGAUGAAGAUGAUGAGUUUGUGGCAUGUGAGUUGGACGGCUUUCGUGAGGGAAGCACGCCGUACGAUGGUGGCCGGCUGCAGUUUGAAAUUAGUGAACCUCUUCCUGAUUUGGAGGUUUCGCCCCUACCGGGUGGCAGUGGCACCGGUUAUGACGAAAUCAUAUUCGAAAAGGUAAAAUACGACCAAUCGAAGCGGUACCUUCGCAACGGUACCACCAGUUCUCCGUCCACGGCAAGCAACCGUUCGCAGAACGGUUCUUGCCUAGCCCAUUCCGUCGAUAGUACUCUGUCCGUCAGUUUCGAGUGCAAGUUCGACCAUCACCUGCCCCAGUUUGGGGGUGAAGUAGUCAGCAAACAGGACGACUUCAUGGACCCCUGGCGAAACUACAACGUCAGCAGCCGGUGGAACAAAGUGUCCAAAAGCCCGUGGGAAUACGAAGCGCAGAAGGUUGACUCGCCCCCGGCCAUGUCCCCGCUGGGGCCAAGCUCGUGGAAUCCAUUCAGCGAAGAGCCCACAGAACCGAGCAGUACUCCGCCGCAGCUGGCCACGAGCAAAACGUUUCCUCCGCCCUACCAGGUGCGCACCGACAUCUGGGCAAGUUUGCACAACAAAAACUACGAAAUCGACUCGGAUGUGGUCUGGCGGACGUCGAACUCGUCGCGACGUACCUCGGCCAGCACGGUGGAAACCUGGAUCGAGGACGAAGUGUUCGAUAACUCGUUCAACGAAGAGCUGGAACGGCGGUGCGCCACGCUCAAGAUCUAA
Molecule: messenger RNA, 1530 nt
Organism: Sabethes cyaneus
Lineage: Eukaryota; Metazoa; Arthropoda; Insecta; Diptera; Culicidae
Exons: 2
Coding region: 1-1530 (509 amino acids)
Source: RefSeq, a predicted model, not a curated record